AUGACGUACUACUACCACCUCCUCCUCGUUGUGGCUUUGGGAAAUCUACAAGAUGGACAGGAGAUAGCCGUGAAAAGGCUUUCUAGAUGCUCAGAACAAGGCAUCGAUGAGUUCAAGAAUGAGAUCAUACUCAUCUCAGGACUCCAACACAAGAAUCUUGUUAGACUGUUGGGUUGCUGUAUUGAAGGAGCAGAAAUGUUGAUAGUUUAUGAAUACAUGCACAACAAAAGCUUGGAUACUUUUCUCUUUGAUGCAACAAAAAGAGGACAUCUGGAUUGGACAAAACGCUUCAACAUUAUUCAAGGCAUUACUAGAGGACUUCUAUAUCUUCAUCGCGAUUCUCGUUUAAAAAUUAUUCACCGAGAUCUGAAGGUCAACAAUAUUCUUCUGGAUAAAGAUAUGAACCCAAAGAUAUCAGACUUUGGCUUGGCAAGAACAUUUCGUGGUACACAACAACUAGCAAAUACUCGUAGGCUUGUGGGAACAAUUGGGUAUAUGUCUCCUGAGUACGCAUUGAGAGGGAUAUUUUCUGAAAAAUCUGACGUUUUUAGUUUUGGAGUCUUGCUAUUAGAGAUUAUUUGUGGCAGGAAGAACACCAGUUUCCGUGAUCAUGAACAACAUACAAGCCUUCUUGGUUAUGUGUGGCACUUGUGGAAUGAGGGCAGGGCAUUGGAUUCCAUGGAUCAAGCAUUGGUUGAUUCGUGUUGCUUGCCGGAAGUAAUGAGAUGUAUACAUAUUGCUCUUCUCUGUGUUCAAGACUAUGCUGCAGAUAGGCCAACCAUGUCGAGUAUAGCUCUCAUGCUAACCAGUACUGGUGAAAUAGAUGGUCCACAACCAAAACAACCUACAUUUACCUUCCAAAGCUCGUUGGGAUCAGAUCUUCAAUCUCAAAAUAAAAACAUAUGCUCCGUAAAUGAGGUCACUGUAUCAAUGCUUGAAGGACGAUGACCCAUAUCCAAAAUACGCUUUGUUAUUCAAUGAAAUCCCAUGUUUUCAGGGUUUUCCUUUGCAGAUUUAGUAUGAUAAUUGACAUGGUAUAUUUUAAUUGUCCUUCGAAUAUCUUAAUACAGUCGUCAUGAUGGUGAUAGUAUGUUGCAGCAACUGCAAUAAUGAUAGUAAAUUAGUGUAAAUAUUAGACUGUCAUGAAUGAUGUUCUUAAGUCCUCAUUCAAACUAUUCCCCAUCAGUCCCUUAGGUGAUAUGAAAAUUUGGAAUGGAA
Camellia sinensis is the source of this 1218-nucleotide messenger RNA. The record is from RefSeq and is a predicted model, not a curated record. NCBI's taxonomy places the organism in Eukaryota, Viridiplantae, Streptophyta, Magnoliopsida, Ericales, Theaceae.